Molecule: messenger RNA, 894 nt
Organism: Arabidopsis thaliana (thale cress)
Lineage: Eukaryota; Viridiplantae; Streptophyta; Magnoliopsida; Brassicales; Brassicaceae
Product: Kinase interacting (KIP1-like) family protein
Exons: 2
Coding region: 1-894 (297 amino acids)
Cellular component (GO): cytoplasm
Molecular function (GO): actin binding
Source: RefSeq, marked reviewed
AUGGAUGCCUCUCAGUCUCCUCUUCCACAGUUGCCAUCUCUCUCCGAUCUUGAGUCUCGGAUGCAAGUAAUGCGGGUCUCUGCUCUUGAUGAUAACCAAACCGGUGAAACAUUUUCUCAACGUGCUGAAUGGUUUUACCAGAGAAGCCCUCUCCUUCUCUCACUCUGUCAAGAUCUCUACGAUGGUUACGCCACUCUCUUGGACCGUUUCAAUCAAAACCCUAAACAAGUCAUUCCUCAUGACAAUGAUACCGAUACUGACAUCACUUCUGAAGUAGAGAGCAUCUUGUCCUUUCAACAGAUGGAAGUCUCCACUUGUGAUAUGCAAAAGAACAUUGAAGACUUAGUCUCGCAGCUCGUUACUGCAAACUUGGAGAAAGAUACCGCGAAGCACAUAUUACAACGCAGAGAACAAACGUUGCAAGAAGCUUGCAAGACAAUUGGCUUGCUAAAGAAGCUUGUGAUGUUGCUUGAUAUGGAGAAGGAAGUAGCUGUAGAAGAAACCGCAAAUCUCGGACACAAACUUACUUCCCUCUUGGAAGAGAACCGAGAGCUCGCCAGUGAAGCGCUGUUCAUGAAAAACGAAGCAGUUAAGCUUGCUAGGUGCGUUCUUAAGAUGAGGGAUGAACAUUUUCACAAGAUGUGUCAUCUCCAGAACCAAAUCUACGAGCUGCAGUCAUCGAGAGAGCCUGUCUACGAAAAUGAAUCCUCGCAGAGCUGCUUUGGAUUGGAAAAUAGUAAGAAAAAGAGCAAGAAGAGAAAGAUGAGUGAAACAAGAAGUGAAACUGGAGAGAAAAUGAGAUCCAAGUGGUUCAAGAGACUCAAUACCAUCAAUCCCUUUACCAAAUGUAGCAUUACGCCAUUAUCUUCUCCCCUCUAUCAUGCUGCACUCUAA